Messenger RNA from Platichthys flesus (European flounder), 4556 nucleotides. It is a transcript of the gene rab22a, whose product is annotated as RAB22A, member RAS oncogene family. Gene Ontology annotation, molecular function: GTPase activity; GTP binding. The record is from RefSeq and is a predicted model, not a curated record. The coding region runs from base 331 to 915 and encodes 194 amino acids. NCBI's taxonomy places the organism in Eukaryota, Metazoa, Chordata, Actinopteri, Pleuronectiformes, Pleuronectidae. The transcript has 7 exons.
GUCUCACUCACUGUACACGCACAAAACACACGCGCGCACGCAGGCACACACGCAUAACACAGCCGAGCGGUCACGUGACCGCGCAGUUCAAGAUGGAGACCGGGCCACUUGGAAGCUCCACUGUUAGCUAGUUAGCUCUUCGACUGCAACCCCCGCGAAAUGGCAAACGUCAGCUAACCCGAGGCGCUUAUGUGGCAGCUUCCGAUGAGGAUGAGGUAAAGCGGCUCGCGCACUCGGGACAGCGGGGGAACUUUCACGACACUAGGAGGAGGAAACUGUCAAUGGUCGUCAGCACCAAAACAAACCAGUUUUGACAGAGAGGAGAUCGAUAUGGCGCUGAGGGAGCUCAAAGUGUGUCUCCUGGGGGAUACUGGCGUUGGAAAGUCGAGUAUUGUUUGGAGAUUUGUGGAGGACAGCUUUGACCCAAACAUCAACCCAACAAUUGGGGCCUCAUUCAUGACCAAGACGGUGCAAUACCAAAAUGAACUACACAAGUUCCUGAUCUGGGACACAGCGGGGCAGGAGCGGUUUCGUGCUCUGGCACCGAUGUACUACAGAGGUUCGGCAGCAGCCAUCAUUGUUUAUGACAUCACAAAAGAGGAGUCCUUCCAAACACUGAAGAACUGGGUGAAGGAGCUGCGUCAGCAUGGGCCUCCUAACAUCGUGGUUGCCAUCGCUGGCAACAAAUGUGACCUGUCUGAUGCCAGGGAAGUGCCAGAGAGAGAGGCCAAGGAUUAUGCUGAUUCCAUUCAUGCCAUCUUUGUAGAAACCAGUGCCAAGAACGCCAUUAACAUCAAUGAGGUGUUUAUAGAGAUAAGUAGGCGGAUCCCUGUUGUAGAGGCAGCAGGAGGCACUUCAGGAAAAGGUUUCAAACUGGGGCGUCAGGCCUCUGAGUCUCGCAGGACGUGCUGCUGAUGAUGCCGGUGACUGUUCCCACAUGACCUAUGACCUGACCUUUGCUUAUUCUCUGCGUCCCCGACCUGCCUCAGCUCUACACGCCAUCAGACAUCCUGCCGGCACUGUUAUCCGGGUGUGGCAGUGUCACUCUGAGGAUGAUAGUAAAUGCAUUUUUAAAGCACUUAAAGCGACACUAUGUAACUUUUACCGAGAAACAGGGCCCUCUGCAGCCACGUGUGAUGAUAAAUUCCAAUUUAGCUGCGUAGUCCCACUCACAACAGACAACAACUGAACAGUUAAUAUUACAAGUGACCCCUGGCUUCCUGAAGCCGCUGUAACAAAUUCACCUAACUCUGUGUUGAAUUCCUUAUAUUUUAAAAGAUUCUUGAGGGAAUAUUAAACAUAAACUGUAGAUUUUAAUGACUUCGAAGUCUUUUUAACUGAUCUGCAGUUCAACAGUUCAACAUGAUUCUGACAAUUUAAGCUGCGACUAUCAGUCACUUAAACACAGGAGGUCGUCACAUAGAGCAAGACGAGAGGUUCAGGGUGAGGAGUGGAAAUUCUCCCUAUUCCAAGUCAAUGAACCAUCAAACUAAUGUGGAAGCUGCUAUUUCAAGGUAAUAAAAAUACAUAGUGUUGCUUAACGAUAGCAAAUCAUCAUGUGUCGUCUGUAAGUUGCUUGCAGGUGAAAUACUUUCAGAGCACAGACAAACAUGGUUGCACAAAUACAUUCAUAAGACAGGGGAAGACCCCCCCCCCCACACACACACACACACACACACAACCCACACACACAGACAUUCUGGCUUCUAUAAUGGACUCCAGGCUCUAUAUGGUAUGGUGUAGACUCAUGUUGACCAGAGACUCAUCAGAUUCAUUCACAAGUGACUUGUAGCUGUAAAUUUGUACAAAUAUAUUAUCUUUCAACAAAAAGUUAAUUGACAAUGUUUAAAUCUCAACCUCAAAUUAUUCAGAUAAUAUUUAAGUUAUUGCCUUUAUUUUCCUGGGAGACCUUUUCCCCCAAAUCUUCUCAACGUUAUGAAGGAUCCAUUUUCAUAAUUAAUGUGUAUAAUCGAUUAUUAAUAUUAUUAAUAUUAUUAAUUAUUAUUAAUUAUUAUUAAUUUCUGAUCAAAGAGAUCAAUGUGUGUACCAAUCUCUCAUAUUAACGUUUGCUUGAAGGAUAAAAAAGUCAAGAAAGAUGGUGCAACAUCAAAAUGGUGUUUUGAUCUCAGCCAAAAUCAAACGAUAAAGGAAUGGUUCAACAUUUUUGGAAGCACUCUUGAGAUGAGAAUAUUGAUGGCUCUCUUACGUCUGCAUAGCUCAACAUGAAGACCAAGCCAGGCUAGCUGUUACCACGUCUUUCCAGUGUUAAUGCUAUGCUACGCUAAACAAAUGUUUGUUAUCUCCUUCUAAUGAAUGCUCAGAUGUGUGAGUGGAAUUGAUCUUCUCAUCUUACUUUCCGCAAAGUUAAGAAGCACAUUAUCCAAACUAUUCCUUUAAAUCUUUAGAAUUAAUUAGUUGUUCCUCUCUCAUUUGGCAAUCAGGAUAUUUUGAUCGUCACUUGCCCGCAGAUGAUAAAAAUAGCUAAAGAUUGAAAAAAAUGCCAUCUCACUUUUGAGAGCAACCCAACAAUCCUCAUAUCCCAAUGACAGAGCUUUAAUCAGGGCGGAAUUCUCUGACUCUGUUGGUUGUCUUGAAGCUGAUUAUAAGCGAACAGUUCCAGCUGCUCACAUGUGUUCCACAUUUCCACUUGUAAUUGCUGAAGAUCCAUGAACAGGCUCAUGUGGAUGAUGUACCCCGCAGAGCACAGAGAAUCCUGCCGGUUGUUUCCAAACACUACUCCAACUUCAUUUUUCUUUAAUCUCCUGUCUGUCUCUAGCCCUUCGCUGUCUCUCACUAGAAAUUUUACAAGCAAGGCCAGUUUUUCUGAGGUAUUGCCAAAUUCUUUAAUUGUGCGAUAAAUAUUUUUCAUUCUCCCCCGGGUCACACAUCCAAACUUGUUUUACUGGCUGCCCUGUGAUGGAAACAAUACGAGAUCUGGAAACUCGACCUCGUUGAGAGGAAGCUCCGAUUUUUGGAGCUUAAAUCUCUCCUCAUCAGAAGUUUAUAGGUGGAGAAUCAGAUGUAACACUGUGUUGACAUGCUGACCCCUUAAUGAACCUUUGUUUCCAUUGCGCUCUGUAUGCACUUUGUUCCAGCAUCUGCUUUCUGACUUUCCUCUCUCUUCUGUGUUGUUCCCCUUAAAUGACAAACUUAUUGCCGGGCCAGAUUUCAAUCAUGGUGCAGUUACAGCUUUCACAGAGCCACAUCAUCACCCGUUUUCUCUGUGAUCCUUAUGUUAUGUUACAGCAAUCUCGUUAGCCUCUUGAUAUUGUUUGAACUUCAGCAGCAGUGGAUCAACGAUCCCACACUGACCUAUUCAUUCUUUGUAAUUUCAUGCUUCCCUGGAUCUCAUUUGCUCCCUCAGUCCCAAAACCUAUUUUCAAACCUGCCAAAAGAAAUGCAGAUAUGGUCUUAAUUAUACUGCAUCGGCACAUUUAUCAACGUGAAUUGUGUCCUUUUCUGCCAGCGCAUGACACUUAAUUUGCCUUUGAGUGUCUUAAUGUAACUGAUGAAAACCUAAACCUAAAAAGCCUAAUCUUUCAUGAUUUCUUCUGUGGAGUGCAAUAGUUGUUAUAAUGACAAAGGUAAAAUGUGACCUAAUUGGAGACAUUAGUUACAGAGUGAUGUGUUCACACAGAAAAGCAAAUGCCUGUCUAAAAGAUCUCCAACAGGAUAAUGAAAGGUUUAUAUGAACCUCAUUUAAUGUGUAUUUGGUGAAGGGUUUGCUCAUCUAUCAUAUGACAGAGAGUCCCAAGACUCUUCUGUCUUUGAUAAUUCACCAAGCAUGACAUCAUGAUAGCAACACUAGCUACUAAAACCUCCGCCAUCACAUUAAGAAGGGAAUCACUGCAGCUGCACUUUUGACUCACUGACUGUUUGUAUUAAUUGGCUCCUAAUACGACCUAACGCUGUCUGCAGCAUGUUAAUAUGCCUGUGAAACACUUUAUGAAACAUUCUUGCACGGGUGUCAGACUUUCCUUAAUAUCCCAUGGUGUUAUUUUAAAGUUUUGACUGUUUGCUCGGCUCAUAUUGCGAUGAAGACGUUGGUGCCAAAUAAUCAAAACUAUUUUACUACAUCAUGCAUAAUUAACCAUUUUUUAUUGUUGUUGUAAUAUAAUGAUUUAAAGUACUAAUCGCAUAAAAUGCUUACAAAAAUAUUUGAGUUCUGAUAAUGAUGACAUGUUUCCCCCUCAUUUGGAAACAGGAGGCAUGAAUAGUGUUUGCCAAUUUUGCAUUGAAAAAUACCAUUAGUCUCGGGCUGGCCCUGGGAAUGUGAUUAAUCUAUAUUGUGUAUAUUUUUCAGUGUCGAUAAAUACCAUCAGAUUGCACACAAAUCGAUGACUCUAUUCUAGUCUAAGCCAGUCAUGUGACCACAGUGGACUUGUUCACCAUUUUCAGUGAAACCAUCUGAACUGUAGUUACCAUAUUUAGCUUUUUAUUAAAUUUCAUAUUGAUUGUAACAAAAUACCUGAGAUCUUUUGUUUGCUGUGUAUUUCCAAAUGUGUAAAAAGGGAAUUGUCAAUUGUUUACUAAUAAAAGAUUGACAAAAAAUACAA